This is a messenger RNA of Hordeum vulgare subsp. vulgare (domesticated barley), 2630 nucleotides long. RefSeq names its product mediator of RNA polymerase II transcription subunit 17-like. Gene Ontology annotation, cellular component: core mediator complex; mediator complex. Bases 273 to 2261 code for a protein of 662 amino acids. The transcript is spliced from 8 exons. Gene Ontology annotation, molecular function: transcription coregulator activity. The record is from RefSeq and is a predicted model, not a curated record. Gene Ontology annotation, biological process: regulation of transcription by RNA polymerase II. Lineage: Eukaryota; Viridiplantae; Streptophyta; Magnoliopsida; Poales; Poaceae.
GUCAGGAAAACCGAACGAACAAAGAAAGAAUCAAACGGCGUAAACGAACGAAGGAAGCAAACUCCCCCAAACCCUGCUAGCCGGCAAACUCCGGCGAUCCGUCGGCCGCCACGCCCCUCGCCGGCGGCGCCACCUACCACUCUUGGCCUCGAGACGGGAGCCCAGCCCCAAGGCAGGCUGCGUCAGUUCCCCAGCCCCUGCCCCUCCUUCCUCCCGACAGAUUCAGCACCCCAAUCGCUCGCUCCCCAUCAAUCAAGGAGCAGGGGGCAGAGAUGGCGGCCAUGGGCGACGACCUGCCGCUGGACUUCGACAAGCUCCCCAUCAAGCGCCUCGAGGCCAUCGACGAGGCCGGCAACGAGCACUACCCGCCCGAGGAGCAGCGGCUGGCGGCGAUCCGCCGCGUCGACUUCUCCAGGGUCGUCGAGCGGGACGCCAAGAAGGCCAAGAAGGCGGCGGCCGAGGACGCCGCCCACAAGGCCUGGCAAUGGCAGGGCCUCCACGAGAGCCUGCAGCUGGCGCAUCAGGAGCUCACCGUCGUCCUCGACCUCAUCUCCACGGUCGAGGCGAACGAUACCGUGACCGUCGCGACCUUCUCCAAGCCCAAGAAGCGGCUGGACAAAGUCCUCGUCAACAUGGCCGUCUCCGCCGCCACCAAGCUCCAGCGCCUUCGGCAUCUGGGACGGUACUUCAAGCAAUCUGCCAAAACGAUGGAGCAGCAGUUCCAGAAGGAGGCUAGGUUCUACGGCUCAUUGAUCAGGUUGCAGCAGAACUGGAAAGUUAACAGGCAGUGUGGGAAUGCUCCAGGAAGCAACAGCUUCAUGUUUGAUGUAGUUGACACUUCUCACUUGGACACGGCAGUGAUGCCCCGUUCGUCGUCAUUGUCUUUGGUUCCAAUCGAUCAGGACUCGUCCGGUACUUUGUCUGUACAUGUCCCACAAAAGUCGUGCCGUUUCUUGAGCCUUCAGUUUUGUGGGGACAGCACCAGCGGCACGGAAAGCUACGCUUGCAACACGAAAGGUGUCUCAAGCACCACUUCUUCUGCAGUGGAAGAUGAUGUGCCGGAGAAUGAUGAUGUGAAUAAGUCUGUCAAACAGGCGCAUUCCAUUCUUCGCAAUAUCCACAGGUCAAUAUUUGAGGAGCAGGUAUUUGAUAUGGUGACCUGUGAGACAUUUGUCCAAACUAAAGGCGUAAACGUAACUGGAAUGUGGGAGGACUUUCUCCAAAUAGCCAUUGACCAGGAGAUUUUGUUGUGCCUUUCACUUGUGAAUUCUGGACAGGAUAGUGACUCAGAAAUGGCGGGACAUGAAGAGCACAAUAAUUCAGAGGCGAAUCUUGUGUUAGCCACCACCAAUGGGAAGCAGGAGCCUUUAAAAAGCGACGCCUCAGGGUUUCUUAACCCGAAAAGUCUGGAGAUUUACCUGCUACAUAUGUUCCAUGACAACAUUCUUAGGAAAGUCAGGGAGAAAUAUCGUAAUAUUGUUCGCUACCAGAGUCCUGGUCAGACCGCAGAGCCUGCAGGUGAUGAGUGUGGCUUGCUCGGUCAUUUCUGCAUGACAGUUGCUCAUAAAAUAUUUUCAAAUAAAGUGCAGCUGGAGCUGGAGAGUGUGCUUAGCAGGGUUCCAUAUCUCCAUCUGCAGUCCCUUCCUACGUGGCAUUCUCGAACUUCUUCCUGGUCUCUCUGCCUAAGAAUCCCGCCGCCUAUUUUGGCUGCUGACAAGCCUUCGGACAAUGGUGAGCCCAAGUACAAAUCUUCCAGGACACAGUUCAACACGAAGAUUGUCUUGAAGGACGUCCAGAUAAGUUUGUUUGGCGAAGGUUCUCCGAGCAUUGCUGGAUCAUUGACUAGGAAGCCCUCGGAUGGGUAUCUGAUAAACAAUUACAACUGUGACUUGGAGGACCUCCCAACGAUGGUUCUGCAGCAGGUGGCAAGCCAGGUGAUAAACUGGCUUCACGAGGAGACACAGGUCCUGGGGAUGAGCGUGACGAGGGACUUUUUAGGCCUCUACUUUGACCUGGACCACGGCGACACGAUGCUGGGCCUGGUGGCGCACGUGGACCCGGACGAUGCGUAUGGGUGCGUGUCAUGGUACCUGACUGUGGACCACCCGGCGGAGGAGGACGGGAUGACGCCGGCUGCGAACGGCCCUUGGGCGGAGGAAGAGAAGUGCAGAUUCCUGGGGUACCUGUCCCUGGAGGUGCUCUACUCCACCCUCAUGGACCUCAUCAACCUGUGUGGCACCGGGCACCGGCCCACCCGCUGAGAUGAUGAUGCAAGUAUAGUAGUGCUGGAUUCAUUUCUUACUGUGUGCAUUGACUGACUGAUGCUGGAUCUGGAGUUGUAUCAAGGAAAGCACGUUCGACUAGUAGGUAGCGUCAUUGAGAUAUUAGACAGAAGGUUCUGAUAUUUUUACCUUUUUUUUUGGCUUCUCCAACUCCAAGGGAAGUUUGUGCGCAAGUCAAUCUGUUACAAAGUUGCAACUUACGCUAGAGUUGAUCUUAGAUUCAGAAAACACAAGCUAGCACUGUAUUUCUCAUACAGUUGAUGUACAUUGGCUUCAGGUUGGACUACAGAUAACAGUUGAAGGCACCUUGCUUAUAAGAAAAAAUAUUUCCGUUCGGCUUGCUGAAAA